Messenger RNA from Penicillium malachiteum, 795 nucleotides. RefSeq lists its product as uncharacterized. Lineage: Eukaryota; Fungi; Ascomycota; Eurotiomycetes; Eurotiales; Aspergillaceae. Gene Ontology annotation, molecular function: oxidoreductase activity. Bases 1 to 795 code for a protein of 264 amino acids. The transcript has 2 exons. The record is from RefSeq and is a predicted model, not a curated record.
AUGAAGCCUCAGAACACCACAUUUAUCAUCUCAGGGGGAAGUUCAGGACUGGGCCUUGAAACAGCUCGUGACCUACACAAGGCUGGAGCUUAUGUUUUGCUUCUGGAUGUGAAUUCUGAUUCGGGUGAGAGUGCAGUAAAGGAGUUAGGAGAGGAAAGAGCGAAGUUCAUCCAAACGGACGUGACCGACACUUCAAGCAUCCAAGCUGCCAUCGUUGCCGGCAUCAAGUGGAUCAAGACAACUGGAAAACCAAUCGGUGGAGUCAUUGCCGCGGCCGGAGUUGGCAUGCCUGCCAAGAUCUUCGAUGCACGAUCACAAUUACCCAUACCAAUCGAAAGCAUCGAUUUCAUCAUGAACAUCAAUGUCCGAGGAACACUCGAUCUUAUCAGACUUUGCAUCCCACACAUGAUCCAGAAUGCACCCUUCACAGAAGACGGUGAGCGAGGCGUUCUGAUCCUAGUAUCUUCAUCCGCUGCCUUUGAUGGCCAGCCUGGUCAGGUUGCCUAUGCCGCAUCAAAAGGAGCCAUCGCCUCGCUGACUCUCCCCUUAUCGAGAGACCUUGCAAGGUAUGGAAUCCGUGUUGUCACCGUCGCACCAAGUUUGUUUGAAAGCAAUAUGACAAGAGCGCUUCCAGCGAAAGCGAGGGCAAGUCUUGAGCGAGUUAUGGAGUUCCCGCGUCGGGCCGGGAAGCCGGAGGAGUUUUCUCAGCUGGUUUUAUCGAGUAUUGAGAAUCAGAUGCUGAAUGGGACAGUUAUUCGGCUGGAUGGAGCUAUGAGGAUGCCGAGCCGGAUGUAA